Lepus europaeus (European hare) is the source of this 3243-nucleotide messenger RNA. It is a transcript of the gene RCC2, whose product is annotated as regulator of chromosome condensation 2. NCBI's taxonomy places the organism in Eukaryota, Metazoa, Chordata, Mammalia, Lagomorpha, Leporidae. The record is from RefSeq and is a predicted model, not a curated record. Bases 9 to 1568 code for a protein of 519 amino acids. The transcript has 12 exons.
CCGCGACCAUGCCCAGGAAGAAGGCGGCCUGGGAGGAGCCGAGCGCGGGCAACGGCACGGCGCGCGGAGGGCCCCGGCGGCGCGGCGGCGCGGCGGGCCGGAAGCGCGAGCGGCCCGAGCCCUGCAGCAGCAGCAGCGGCGGCGGCAGCAGCGGCGACGAGGACGGCCUGGAGCUGGACGGGGCGCCCGGCGCGGGCAAGCGCGCGGCGCGGCCGGCGGCGGCGGGCAAGGCGGGCGGCGCGGCCGCGGUGGUCACGGAGCCCGAGCUCACCAGGGAGCGCGUGAAACUUGAAGGGUCAAAGUGCAAAGGGCAGCUUUUGAUUUUUGGGGCAACCAACUGGGACCUGAUCGGUCGGAAAGAAGUGCCUAAGCAGCAAGCUGCUUACCGGAACCUCGGUCAGAACUUGUGGGGGCCCCACAGGUAUGGCUGCCUGUCGGGGGUCCGGGUGCGGACUGUGGUCUCUGGGUCGUGCGCCGCGCACAGCCUCCUCAUCACCACGGAGGGGAAGCUGUGGAGCUGGGGUCGAAAUGAGAAGGGGCAGCUGGGACACGGAGACACCAAGAGAGUGGAAGCCCCCAGACUCAUCGAGGGGCUGAGCCACGAAGUGAUUGUGUCAGCAGCGUGCGGCCGGAACCACACCCUGGCCUUGACCGAAACGGGUUCCGUGUUUGCCUUCGGAGAGAACAAGAUGGGGCAGCUGGGCCUUGGCAACCAGACCGACGCCGUCCCGAGCCCCGCGCAGAUAAUGUACAACGGCCAGCCGAUCACCAAGAUGGCCUGCGGGGCCGAGUUCAGCAUGAUCACCGACUGCAAAGGAAACCUGUAUUCCUUUGGGUGCCCCGAGUACGGCCAGCUGGGACACAACUCGGACGGGAAGUUCAUUGCCCGGGCACAGCGGAUCGAGUACGACUGCGAGCUGGUGCCCCGGCGAGUGGCCAUCUUCAUUGAGAAGACCAAAGACGGGCAGAUUCUGCCGGUGCCGAACGUGGUGGUGCGGGACGUGGCCUGUGGUGCGAACCACACGCUGGUGCUGGACUCCCAGAAGCGCGUCUUCUCCUGGGGCUUCGGUGGCUACGGGCGGCUGGGCCAUGCGGAGCAGAAAGACGAGAUGGUGCCCCGCCUGGUGAAGCUGUUCGACUUCCCCGGCCGCGGGGCCUCGCAGAUCUACGCCGGCUACACCUGCUCCUUUGCCGUCAGCGAAGUGGGCGGGCUGUUUUUCUGGGGCGCCACCAACACCUCCCGCGAGUCCACCAUGUACCCGAAGGCAGUCCAGGACCUGUGUGGCUGGAGGAUCCGCAGCCUGGCCUGUGGGAAGAGCAGCAUCAUCGUAGCCGCGGACGAGAGCACCAUCAGCUGGGGGCCGUCGCCGACCUUUGGGGAGCUGGGCUAUGGGGACCACAAGCCCAAGUCGUCCACCGCGGCCCAGGAGGUGAAGACCCUGGACGGCAUCUUCUCGGAACAGGUGGCCAUGGGCUACUCACACUCCUUGGUGAUCGCGAGAGACGAGGGCGAGACGGAGAAGGAGAAGCUGAGGAAGCUGCCCGAGUACAACCCCCGGACCCUCUGAUGGGGCGGCGCCCCUCGCGGCAGCGGUCACUCCAGUGCACUGGGGCGGGAAGUCCGGACGAGCGACGGGAAAAGCGAGAGUCGGCCGCAGGUGCAUUUUUGUUAGGCUCCCGAGGUUCCGUUUUCUAAGCGAUUCCACGUUGACUACCUUUUCCUGUACGCUUUCCAAAGUGGUUCCCCUCAUGUCAGAUUAAAACACCUGCUCCCCUCCACCUGCCGUCCUGCGGCGGGGCAGCGACUGCAAUCUGGGCUUUUAUUUCGCUUGUUUUUUAAAUUUCUUUUCUGCUUCCUGGCCCUCCCUCCCAGCUGUAAUUAGCAUCUGCGGGGGAGACGGACUGCCCUUCUCCCAGAACGGCUGUCCCUUGUCCCCGUUGUCCCCGACGGCGCCGGGCCCUGGUGGUCGCUCGGCUCCCUCCCCUGGGCUGCCUGUCAGCCCCCCAGCGUCCCAGUGUUGGCCGGGUCCCCCUGGUGGGGGCUCGGGGGUCUGCGUGUAGCCAUUUUUACCUGCUUUAGCUGUAAAAGAGGUCCAAAUGCAAAUCAGGCGACUGUGGGCAGAGGUGGGGAUGAGUGUCCGCGGGGGCCUGCCGGGUGGCCCCCGGUGCAGCCAGGGCUUCGUCGUCACCCAUGAUCACCGAAGAGACGCCGCGCGGCCCCUGCACCCUGUGCUUCCUCUGCGUCCCCACCUCCAGCUGGAGCCACCCGCCUCGGGGUCUCUGCUCUGCCGGCUCGUGGCGCUCUGUGGUCCCGCGUGCUUGCCUCUGGUACCAAAUAGUCGGGCUGGCGGACGGGGCCCCCCAUUCCCGCGUGUCUGCGGACGGCACAGCCGCCCUCUCCCCCUCCCAAGUGCCCAGGCCCGUCGCCAGUGUCACGUGACCCGCGCCACGUGAGUGACGAGGUGCCUUUCCCGGACCCCUCCUUCCGGGCCCGAGAGGCCACAGCUCUGGCUGGGCUGGUUUGCCGAGGGUCCGGACUGGUUUGGGUGCUUUAACUAGGGUUUUAGCUGCGUGGUGCUUGGGGGGACGGGGUAGGACUUUGGCGUGAGACUGGGGUGACUGGGCCAGUUAACACUGCUCUUUGGAAAAUUGUUUGGCUUUUUGCUAUUGUUACCACUUGUCGCUGUCUCAAUGUUACAAAUGCCAAAAAUGAUCUAGGUCAUCAUUGCUUUUCUCCCUGUCUUCCCACCCCAGUCCCUCCUGCAGGGGCUGCCCCCGUGGGGCGCUGACGCGAGGGGGCUCAGCGCUGCCGUCCCGGCCCUGCAGCCCCCGGGCUCCCACUCAGCUAACCUGAUGCGUCCACGUGGCCCCGACAGGUUGCCCGGAUGGUCUUCCCUGGCCUGGGGCUCGGGCAGCUGCUCUUUGUCCCGCUGCAGCCUCCGCCCCAGCGCACAGCGGCCUGGGGCCCGGCCAUUGCAGGGGCCGAGCUGGGCUUGGAGCUCAGAGCCGGCGAGACAAACCUGCAGCCGCCGCCGCCUUCCCUGGCAGCCGGCUCCUCCACACUCCCAGGGAGAGGCACCGGGGCCCCUGCCGCUUCUGACCAGUCUUCCAGAUCGGGGGAAGGGGAACCGAGGCGAGGGCGGGACUUGGUUGAAGGUGCCUGGUUUAGUGCUGUAAUUGUCUUAUUUUUUUUUAUAUAUAUAUUUCUUGGAGUAAACAUUUUAAAUAAACUGCAUCAUUGUU